GAGUUCCGAGAAUGAGAAUGGAUCUGCAGUACCUAAAGCAUCAAAAUCAUCUGCAAAAGACAAAGGUAACAAAGAAGAUAAAAACAAUAUAGAUGCGCAGACAUUCACUUUCCGCGAGCUCGCCACAGCGACAAAGAACUUCCGUCAAGAAUGUCUUUUGGGUGAAGGUGGAUUUGGAAGAGUCUAUAAAGGGACAAUUAAGGCUAGCGGCAAGGUGGCGGCUAUUAAGCAACUUGAUAGGAAUGGUCUACAUGGAAACAAGGAGUUCUUGUCAGAGGUUUUGACGCUAAGUCUUCUACACCAUCCAAAUCUUGUCAACCUCAUUGGUUACUGUGCAGAUGGUGAUCAAAGACUCUUGGUGUUUGAAUACAUGUCUGGCGGUUCUUUAGAAGACCAUAUUCUUGAUAUGGGACCAGAAAAGAAGCCAUUAGAUUGGUUCACAAGGAUUAAAAUUGCCUUUGGAAUAGCCACAGGAUUGGAGUACUUGCAUGAGACGGCUAAUCCGCCGGUUAUCUACCGUGACUUGAAAUCUGCGAAUGUGCUGCUAGAUGAUGAUUUUAACCCAAAGCUCUCUGAUUUUGGAGUGGCUAAUAAUGCACAGGAUGGAGAUAAGGUGCAUGUGUCAUCAAGGGUGAUGGGCACAUAUGGUUACUCUGCUCCAGAGUACACAAGAUCAGGUGAACUGACACUAAAGUCAGACAUAUACAGUUAUGGAGUCGUUUUACUUGAGCUCAUCACUGGAAGAAGAGCCGUUGACACGACCAGGCCAAACGAGGAACAAAAUCUAGUUUCUUGGGCACAGCCCUUUUUCCGGGAUCCGAAGAAGUUUCCGGAUUUGGCAGAUCCACUGCUCAACAGGCAAUUUCCAGAAAAGGACUUGAACCAAGUUGUGGCCAUAGCAGCAAUGUGCCUGCAAGACGAAGCAUCGGCUCGUCCGCUAAUCAGCGACAUUGUAACAACUCUAAGCUUUCUUUCCACAACACCAAGUGAGUGUAUCCAAACAGCUCCUACACCUCAAGAUGGCAAGGAUUCGGACAGUAAAAGUUCAAAGCAUGAAAAUGCGAAAGACCAGGAAAGCGAUUGUUCGGAUGACGAGGACGGUGAGAGCUCGGAGUCUCAGGAGAGUGAGAGUUCCGACUACGAGGAUGUGAAGUCCAGAGACGAAGCCAAAGACUGGCAAUCAAGCCGCAAAAGCAGCAUGGCGGGGUCGGAGGACGACGACAACGAAAGCAUCUCUUCGAGCCAAAAGAGCAGCUCCGGAUCAGAUGAUGGAAGCGUUUCUUCAAGCCAGAGCGGGUCUAGUACUAAUAGCAAGGCAUCAAGUGUUUCGAGCCGCAACAGCAGCAUCGGGUCAAACCGUCCGGUUUCGAAUUUCAAUAGCCAGAGGAGCAGCCGGAAAUCCAGCAAUGGGAGUGUUUCUUUGGACGAAGAUGAACCCCUUACCCGUAGCAGCACCAAGGAGUCGAGGAAUGGAAGCUUCUCGUUAAGCCGCCGGAGAAGCAAGGCGUCGUUGCGGAGUGGAAACUUGGCAUUAAGCCGCGACAGCAGCAAUUUGUCGCCACGUAUGAGUGUGUGUCUCGAUCACAGCUACAGCAUAGGAUCACAAGAUGGGUUUGUUUCUUUACUCAACAUAAGCAGCAGAGGAUCAUUGGAUGAAAGUGUUUAUUCUUCAUAAUAAUGAUAACAAUAUCAAUCUUCAUGCUUUCAUUAUGUGACAUGGUAUUUUGGACUAACCCAUGUCUUUUCAAGCACAUUUAUAGACACAUACAUUCCAAGGGAAAAAAAAAAGAGAAGAUUUUGGGGGAAGAAAGCUUCAAGAGGACAAGAUUUGUUUUUUUUUUUUUUUUUAAACAGCUUUUUGAGUUUCAGGAACUUUUGUAUGUUGUUCUGUUCAAAGGAAAUACUAUACAUAAACUUAGAAAACACCCCUUUAUGUGAUAAGAGUUUUUGUAACUACCCUAGGCAUUGAGCCGGAUAGGACACAA
Morus notabilis is the source of this 1985-nucleotide messenger RNA. Its product is annotated as receptor-like kinase LIP1. The transcript has 5 exons. Bases 371 to 1675 code for a protein of 434 amino acids. Gene Ontology annotation, molecular function: ATP binding; protein kinase activity. Lineage: Eukaryota; Viridiplantae; Streptophyta; Magnoliopsida; Rosales; Moraceae. Gene Ontology annotation, biological process: protein phosphorylation. The record is from RefSeq and is a predicted model, not a curated record.